Molecule: messenger RNA, 1071 nt
Organism: [Candida] anglica
Lineage: Eukaryota; Fungi; Ascomycota; Pichiomycetes; Serinales; Debaryomycetaceae
Source: the annotation of a GenBank genome assembly
UUGCUGCCUAUGAUUUAUCUGUGAGCCUCAUGCAAAAUAACAUAAGCCACCUUGUGUACUGUAUCCCCACAUGCAUAUUGUAUGCACGCUUCGGCCGGUUUCGUAAGAUAAUCUGCAUAACAAAGUGACCUGCAGCUAUUUUGAGGGCGGGCUUACUGCAAAUUGUUCAUUAAUCUCUAAGGGCAUAAAUCCGAUUUCUCUAUCGGAAUGUUUAAACUUCUGGUUAAUUCGCACUCUUCACAGUAUAUAUCCCUUGCUUAUUUAAUUGAUAUUUGAUCUUCCAAUUGAAUAUAUCGCCUAAAUACAACAAUUCAGCUUAAGUACGGCGGUAAUUUCUCCUGGUUACUUACGUAAAGUUUAAUUGUAAAUGAUACUUUUCGGUCGAUCACAUUAAGUACUUAGAUCCACGUAAUGGAUGCAUCGUGACAUGCAAGCGAACAAAAUAUUCAUGAAACAUGCUACGACAGCAAUUGUUUUUCUUAGAAAAAAGUUCUUGGUAUCUAAUUCAGAUGAGACAGAAGUUGAAAAAAGUGCCGUAUGUUAAAAUAUUUUAAAGGCACAUUUGUAGUUCUAUACAUCAUCAUUUCAAGUUUAGUAUUGCUACUUCACACUUGAAAGCAUGGAUGUCAUUAACGAGAAGAAAUUCCCGCAAAUCAAUUACGAAGUACAUUUUCGCUAAACGACUACUUACCCCACUUCUGGUUUUUCGCCUCUUAUUGUGUGAAUAUAUCAAUAUAUCACUGAAUGAUAGUAUCUAUUGUCAAAGACAACUAAAUGCACGCUUUAAAGUAGUACAUAUACCAAACCUUCCAUCUCGAAAUCUCUUGGACAAUAUCUGUCUCGUUAUUGUAGUCAUCAUUAAGAUUUUCUUGGUUGCCUUUGCUGCUCACUAAACUUUAAACUAUAAAAAUAUUUUUAAACAAUUGAAACCACAAAAGGAGGUUUGCAAGAUGCAUGACAGGAGCGUAGUUGUGGAUAUGAACUUAAUUCCGUGAUUGGGCUAUCAUCAGUAUUUAUCCCUUUCUUGGUUGUAGGAGUUGAAAGAACAAGGGGGCGGGCCCUUCAGUAAUU